This is a messenger RNA of Drosophila melanogaster (fruit fly), 7728 nucleotides long. RefSeq names its product asator (gene Asator). Gene Ontology annotation, cellular component: cytoplasm; spindle. The transcript is spliced from 14 exons. The record is from RefSeq and is marked reviewed. NCBI's taxonomy places the organism in Eukaryota, Metazoa, Arthropoda, Insecta, Diptera, Drosophilidae. Bases 802 to 4848 code for a protein of 1348 amino acids. Gene Ontology annotation, molecular function: protein serine kinase activity; protein serine/threonine kinase activity; ATP binding.
UCAGUUCGAUGCACAGAAUGCCUAAAGAUUCAGCGGGAAGCAUUUGAUAGAACAAUAUAUUUCUUAAUUACAACUUUUAGUAAAAUAUUUUAUUGGUGCAAAACAAUAGGUUUGCCGACAAUAAGAAAUAUUUUAUAAAGACAAAUUUUAAAGUACCAAAUGUAAAUCAACUUUUUGCUGUUCGUUUUGAUAAAUUUAUUAUAAUGUGAUCGUCUUAAAAAUAAUAAAUUUACAAAUGUGGUCAUGUGAACAUGUGGAUACAAGUGGAUCACGCGAAUUCCGCGUUGUUAUUUUUUCGACGUUUUUACGGAACUUCUCUAUAAUUAAAUCAGUAUAUAAAAAUAGACACAUUUGCCUAUAUAACGUAAAUAAACGUAAUCAUAAAUACAGACGAUAAGUGAUGUGAGCUAAUCUAAAUAAUUGUAUAGAUUAUUAUUAAUACAGUAAAUUGCUCUCAAGCAAUAAUUAACCUACUUACAGGAUUACAACAGAAUAGAAUUACAGUUUACGUCCAAUUAAAGUAGUUUUGCAAUAAAAUUAAAAACAACAAACGAUUAUAUCACGCACAAAGUAUUCGCUCUUACAGUUAUGAUUAGGCUGCUUUGAGUAAUCCUUAUAUGUUACUUGUGAUAUUACUACGUGAUUAUAUGAAUAAUUUCAAUCACACUCAUAUGUGUUCUUGAAGAAGUGAAAAUACCGAUACAAAUUGAUAGUUUUUUCCAUAUUUUAGAAAAUAAAAAAAAUACAUUAAAUCAAGUUCUAAGAUAUCUAAGUUUAAGGACAGCACAGAAUUUUGCCAUCAUGCAUUUGCAGGAGUACCUCAGAAACGACGAAAAUGCAUCCGCGCCCGACGAUGGAAAUCAAUCAUGCCAGCCUUCUUCCAAACAAGAUCAGUAUCUAAGUCCUAACCGCAAUUGCCAGAAAAACCUGUUGAGGCUUUACCCACCACCCCCAUCUAAACCACCACCGCUCGUUGGUGCCAUCCUGCAAACCCGUCUUCUGCAUCAGAUAAGCCCGUCCGCAAUUGCAGAUGCGGAUGCAGACUUGAAUGCAGUAGGGGAGCUUCUAUACCCAAAUGUCCUGCAGCGGUCAGCAACUUUGCCAGCGAAACACAACCGCUUAGGGGUUCGAAGCCGCGUGACCUUUAAGGUCCCUUCGUCUAACCUCCCUGCUCAGGAUUCAUAUUCUCAUCAACCCCGAAAUCAGGUUGCAGUCGCUGCAAAGGACGGAAUAUUGGUAGACGUCAAGGCUAAGGAGUCCGUCAAGAUGACUUCUGAGGAUUUGCUGCAGCCAGGUCAUGUUGUGAAGGAGCGUUGGAAGGUUGUCCGUAAAAUUGGUGGAGGCGGCUUUGGAGAGAUAUACGAGGGUCAAGAUCUUAUUACCCGUGAACAAGUCGCACUUAAAGUAGAGUCCGCCCGGCAGCCUAAGCAGGUGCUCAAAAUGGAAGUGGCAGUUCUUAAGAAAUUGCAGGGAAAGGAGCACGUAUGUCGAUUCAUCGGAUGUGGGCGGAAUGAUCGAUUUAACUAUGUGGUGAUGCAGCUCCAAGGAAAGAAUUUAGCUGAACUCCGACGCGCUCAGCCGCGAGGGGCAUUUUCGCUUAGUACAACACUUAGGUUAGGGUUACAAAUUUUAAAGGCCAUUGAAUCCAUCCAUUCAGUGGGAUUUCUUCAUCGUGAUAUUAAACCGAGCAAUUUUUCUGUGGGUCGUUUGCCUUAUAAUUGUCGACGCGUCUAUAUGCUUGACUUCGGAUUGGCGCGUCAGUACACCACUGGCACAGGGGAAGUGCGGUGUCCAAGAGCUGCUGCAGGUUUUCGCGGCACGGUUCGUUAUGCUUCUAUUAAUGCGCACCGAAAUAGAGAAAUGGGACGCCACGAUGAUCUGUGGUCAUUGUUUUAUAUGCUCGUGGAGUUUGUAAAUGGGCAACUGCCAUGGCGAAAAAUUAAAGACAAGGAACAAGUUGGGUUGACAAAGGAAAAAUAUGACCACAGAAUACUGUUAAAGCAUUUGCCGUCAGAUUUGAAGCAAUUUCUGGAGCACAUUCAAUCUCUUACAUAUGGAGACCGCCCAGACUACGCGAUGCUUAUCGGUUUGUUCGAGAGGUGUAUGAAAAGACGUGGGGUCAAAGAGUCCGAUCCUUAUGACUGGGAAAAAGUGGAUUCCACUGCAAUUGGAAACAUAAGUGCAACAGGCAAUCCAUCAAUUCCUAUAAAAAGCGAUUAUAUGCACGGAAAUAUUACACAAAUGACAGUGGCAGCAUCUAACGCAAGUGGCACCGAAUACAUACGAAAGCGGGCCGAAAUCGAAACCGCUCAUAUAACGGCGACCGAUCCCCUUAAUAUAAAAGAAAAAGUUGAUAAAAACUGCAAUGCAACUUCACUAGCACAGCCAGCAAAAGGAUCUGGUGAACCCAUGGUACAACAUGGUAAUGCUGCAAAUAAUCAAAAUAUCACAUCAAAAGGACUGCAACAGCAAUCUACGUUAACAAACUCCCAAGUAGCCAUAGCAAAUAUCCAAAGUGCACCAUCAAUGAUUGAAAGAGAGGAUGUACAGUAUACGAAGCUGGAAGAGGGGGCACCGACAAAAUUUAUAACAAUGAAACCAAAUGGAGAGUGUGAUAAUGUUGAUAUAGCUGCAAAGUGUAUUUUUGAGCAAAAGCACGUUGAAGCAAAUGAUGACAUAGUUGGCAGAGCUUCCUUAAGCGGGGUCGAACAGCAUUACAAGUCCCAAAUAAAAAAACAUAAUUCACCAGAAAUUGCUAAUAAGCAGAUACAGAGGACUGGGACAGUAACAAACGAUAAAACCUCAGAAGUCAAUCGGUCAACGGAAGAACAAAAAUCUACGUUUGGGCGACUACGUGUGCUAACAGCCCCACCAAUGAGUGUACAUGAUCUACCAUCGGGUGGAGGCCAUAGCCAUCAAGUGUCAGAUUUAUCUGGAAAACAAGAUCCAUAUGCUGCCACUAGCAAUGCUGCCCCAAUAGGUAUAAACAGCUCGUCCACAAAAUUUGGCAGCCAGCAUGGUCAAAUUUUUGGCCUCGCAGCCAUGCCGCCGAUUAAUCGCCGUUCUGCAACCUCCACAAAUUUGCGGCCAUCUUCCUCGGCAAGUCAAAGGAUUAAUAGUGGGUCGACAAUUGGAGGAGCAGUUGGUAACGGAAGCAACACUGCCAGAAGCAGCGUUGCAGGUGACCAUUCGGUCACCCAAUUCGCUUUAAUAGACGACGAGAACGUUUCAGCUUUGCAGCAAGUAACGAAAGGAGGAGCUCUCACGUUGGCAUCGCAAUGGAAGAGUCAGUUUGAUGAUUCCGAGGAUACUACGGAUAACGAAUGGAAUAGAGAACACCAGUUGCAACCCAAUUUGGAGCAAUUGAUUAAACUGGAUAUUUCAUUGCCCUUAAAUGAAGCUAAACCAUUUCCGCAACAUGGCGUCGCUGGUACAGGCAAAUUAAUUAAUCCUCCAGGCGAAGCAAAGGGGAGACCGAAAAGGUACACACUAAACAUAACUGGAAUUGAGAAUUAUGAAGCUUUGAGAAUCUCCAUACCAAACUGCUGGUCCGAGCCUGCAAUGGGUAAUGUAUUACGAAAAGGUUUGGAGCCUCCGGCUGUGCAACAAGCCGCAUUUGAUGACACAGUAUAUCGUAUGGAUAUUGCGAGGAAUGUCUGCGUGCGAGAAACAUAUUCGGAAAUCACUCAUUUGGCUAGGCCUAGCACAUCGUCCGUUUUAAGGAAUAGGCUACCAUCUCCUUUUAAAAAGGAUUCAGCACUUCAACUUAAUAGUACUAAUGACAGUCUAGAUAAAUCGAGACAUCGGAACAGCCUUCCCAAUGUUUCAGUUAACGAUAUUUUUGACGACCUACAAAUGAAACUAAAUUUAGAUUUAGGAUCAGCGAUCCAGGAAAACAACUGUUGCAUUAGUGGGCGACUAGAAAUUCGUGUUAUUCCCAAAGAUACCUCUCAUCCUGAUGAUUCUGUUUACUAUGAUGCAAUGGGAGCUGUUAAAAAUACUCCAACCGCUAAUGAAGGUCACGACCAUUCUGAUCAAGCCGUCAAUAACUGUGAUGAAAUGGAGGCGACAUCUGCCGUGAUAGCUUUCCCAAAUAAAUCAAUCAGUAAAAUUAUGUCACCACCCGGCAGGGACGCCACCGAAGAGCGAACCGGAGCUAGUUUAUGUAGCCUUUAUUCUGCAGGGGUCAAUAAACUAAAGUUAAAUGGAAACACUGCCCCCAGAACUCAAUUUAAAAAAGGCAGCACUGACGGUUUCGGCGAGAAUGAGUCAGAAUUUGAUUUUCCGCUAUUGAAUCCAAGCAAAAUUCCAGUACGCCAAUCAAAAUGCGCAUCUUGGGCAGGUGCUGAUUUUAUAAGUGCAUCUAAGCCACUUGAGUCCGCAGAAGUUCCACAGGAAAUCCCUUACCAUCCACAGUCUGAUACGACAUAUUCUGUAAUAGAUUCUAUACCUGUUCGGAAAACCACUUACUCCAUUGCCUUAGAAUGUCCUCCUAAUAUAUCAGAUCUUACACCAGGCUUACGUCGGCGUAGAGAAUCAACUGAAGGAAAGUAUGUCACGGACCCAACACAAUUGCCACUUAAAUUCCAAAGACCUCGAUCUCGAACUUCUAGCAGAACCCGUGGCAUUCCUAAUGCAAUGCUUGAAAAUUCUGAUGAUAACGGCACUGUAAUGAGCGCGGAAAAAACUGGACACGGUCAUGUCGUCAAAACCGAAGGAGUAAAAAAUUUUACAACUAGUGAAAAUUCUUCUGAGGUAAACCCUAAAUGCACCAUUUCACCACCACCAGGGGAUCCAAAAAUUGAAAAUAGUGCGCGUCUUCGACGUUACAGGCAUAAUAUAGACUAAUUGUAUAACUUCAGGCUAAGUGAAAUAUGUAUAGGCUCCAGAACAGUGCAUCAUGGUGGUUUAAGUAUAAAAUCUGUAUGACAAGUAAAAUCAUUGGCAAUUCAUUUCUUUAUUGUGAGUCAAUAUUCGUUUUCAGCAUUUUUUUGUAGCUAGAAAUAAAAUGUCGUAUUUUUAUGUUAUUCAUAAGCUAAGCGGACACAAUAGGUUUUAUAGGCGUUCGAAAAUAACACCUGGAUUUCCCCAAAUUCUAACCUAAUAGAUUUUUGUACAGCUCCAAGAUUGGAUACUAACAUGCAUUUUGGUUCCAAAAAUGUAUUUUCAAUGUUGACCUAAACUCACUCUUGAGAUUUAGCGCAGUAAGUGGCAUAUUCUACCGGUUUAAUAAUGAUAAAUUCGGAAUUCUGAAAUCAAAAGAAGGAUGUAUGUAUGUUAACAAGCGGACAGCCAUUGCUUCAUCGACUCCGUUGCUAAAGAAUAUAUAUAUGUGCACUUUUAGGUGAGGCCUAUGAAAACACAAAUAUUGGAUGCCUAGACCGAUUUCUCUUAUAUAUAAAUUAGAAUAUCGUAAUUUAAAAGUCAUGGAUUAUGACACAUUGCUGUACUUAACUACAUUUUUUUUUUUUAAAACCUCACCUCACCUUUUAAAAAAGGUGAGAUUAUAAUAACCUAACCAAUAAAAUGCUCCAAGUUUUUCAAUCUAUACUUUGUUAUUUAGUUUUACAGCUUUUUUCAAUGAGCCCAUCGUAAUUUUAAUUUCGGGAAUAUGUGCAAUUUGUGUGUGUCCUGAACCUUGGAAGUGAUUUCGAUAGAAAUAAGUUUUUAAACUUUAUUUAAGAAUAUAAAAUAUGUUAUAAAAACGUUAUUUAUUUAUUUGUAUAUACUCGCUAUAGUUUUAAACGUAAAAGAUAAAAUUAUACUCUAAAAGUGUAACUACAUUUAAAAAUAAAGCGUUGGCAGCGAUUGUUCUUAAAAACAAGGCAAACCAAGUAUGAAAGUUAAAUUGAAAUGUGUAUGUUUUUUAUUCUUAAGCACCAGUAUUUACUUAAUUAUAAAAUACUUUCUGUUCCAUUAAUAUAAAUAUGUAUGUUUUUAACCAAAAUUUAUUUUUCAUAUUAAUUUUUGUUAAAUAGGAUUUUGUUAAAAGGACUGAAACUCGGCGAAUUUUUUAUAACUAUUAGGUUGGCAAAAUAAACAAAGAUUCGGCGUGGAAUCUUUAAUUUUCGUCAUCAACUCAUCAGAGGAAUCAAGAGCCUUCAUAAUUGCUUGUAGAGCCUCCUGAAAAAUUUGAUAACAUUAAAUGAAAAUAACAUUUAAAAUUAUUUACACGUAUUAUGGAUUUGACUAUACACAUUAUAAUUUUAUAUAUUUUCCCAUAAAGUAGAUAUUUUGUUUUUCUUUUGUUAUACAAAAAAAAAAAAACAGUUCACUCCUAUGUGUAUACCAAGUAAAUCAUAAAGUAAAUCAUUUUUUAAGAAAUGCAUCUUCGCUGCACAGUUUAAAUGCCCGCAAAAUAUUCCCUAUCCGCUCGCUUUAAAUUAAUACACUUGCUUGUGAGAGUAAAACCAACAAACAAGAAAGUGUAUACGUACUUAUGCUAGAAAACGACUUUUGAGCAGAAAUUAAUACUGAUCUUGGAAUCAAAUUUAUUAACAGUUUUGAGCAUGCAAUAUACGCCACUCGUAUAUUUAUAUGAACUUCGAGUCCACCCACAACAUUUCCCCAAGUAAACUAGUUUUCUAACGAUUGUUUUCGAUAUCGAUAUUUGGGAUGUUUUGCUGUUUUCUUGUUUAUGCCGUUUUUUUUUUUUUUGUUUUUUUUUUUGAAAAACUUGUAUAAGUUUGUUUAACAGACCGAAAAACUUAUAUAAUGAAGGGAAAAUAUUCAAUGGGUGAGAAUACGUGUGCACAAGCGCUCAUCCCCCUAAAUUUUGAACAAAAACUUGAGAUAUCUUGGAUCCAGCUCAAGAGCCAGCUACAAAAAAUGUUUUCAAUUUCCACUACAUAAUCGCAUUCAUAUUCAAUUAAAGUUUAUAUGAUUCGAUUAAUAAUUGUAAUGAGUAGUGAAAAUAACGAACAUUUUGUUGCUUAUGUAAUUUCGAAAUUUAGCACGAUGCCACUACGUCCUGCUGGUAGUGCUGCAAUGGUUUAAAUAUAAAUAUAUAAAUUGUUAUUAUACAAAUAUUUUGUAGUGGCCUAUUUAAAUCCCCUCAUGGCUAUGUCCGGGAUAAAAAUAUAAAACUUAAGCGGCAACAAUGCAGCUUGCCUCACUGUCAAAUAACUACGUGAAUUCCAAGCUUUUAAAUUGUUUAGAUGUGAAAAGUGUUUAUUUUAAUCAGCUUUUGUGGUGAGCACUUCUUCUCUUGCAUAAACGUUAACUUGUUCAAUCGACUAUUUUAACAAAUGAAUAAUAAUAAGCUUCUUUAAAAAUAUGAUAAUCAUGAUAAACAUUUUUCAAUAAUAUUUUAUUUAAUUUAUUUAACAUUUUGGUAGAUCAUUUAACAACGAAAUUGACCAAAACUAAAUAUUUAAAUUCGUUUCAUUGCUUAAAAUUGAUUUCUGAAAAUCGUGUUUUACUCACAGGCAAAUGCAUUUUAUUUUAAAUUAAAUUUUAAAUUAAAAAUGUUAUGUACGGAACUACAAUAUAAAAUACUAUGAUUAAAAAACCCAAGAUCUAUUUGGCAGCUACAUAUGUGAUAUAAUGCGCAGAUCCGGGCCAUUCCGGCUUAAUACUACCUCAAAACUCGAAAACUAGUUGGCGUAGCACUGAUAUUGAUCAAGAGUAUAUAUCCUUAAUAUCGCUGAUGUUAUAUGUAAAUGUGAAGUUUCUGGUGUUGGUCCUUAACUAAUAAAUUAUGAAUUCUUUUAAGAAGUUUUUAAUGAC